AAGUGCCUGUAGCGAUGAAAAGUGUUCUAAUUUCAUCCUUUACGUUACUGUUUGCAUUUUUGAUGUUCAUCACCGUUACGUUAGUGCUACUGUUGACGCUGGCGUAGUGGUACUUCGUUACAACAAUAUUGCUAUUCGUAUAAGAUUGAACCACCUUGCGCUGAAUCAUACGCUUACCAAUACGACAGUUGCACGGCAGGCGAAUGAGCAAUCUGUGACGUUUAAUGUUACUCUUGGAGCCAAUGGUAAUUACUCAAUUACUGAGUUCGAACGAGCUUAA
This is a messenger RNA of Acanthocheilonema viteae, 280 nucleotides long. The record is from the annotation of a GenBank genome assembly. Lineage: Eukaryota; Metazoa; Nematoda; Chromadorea; Rhabditida; Onchocercidae.